UCACCCCUGUCCAUUUCUCUGUCUCAGAUGAUUUUUAAUUCUUUGUUUAAACAAUUUCAAAGACCCUUCUUUUCCCUUUUCCGGUACUGUCCUCCCUCUCCUUCUACCUGCCCAUGUAUUUGUUUUUGUGAUUUUGAUCUGGGAUUCUGAGAUUUGGGGUUCUUUUUAUCGAAUAUUUAUGCCGUUAUGUUGAUUUUGGGGGGUUGUUUUUGAGCUUAGCCAUCCUUUUUUGUUUGUUUAUAUUUUGUUGAUUUUUAUUUGAAUCUAAUUUGGGGGUUAGCUCUUUUUAGUUGAAUUUUGUUUGAUGGGUUUGAUUUUUUUUUUUGUGUGGACAAGUUAUUUUCGUACUGAAUUUUCACACCAUUUCUGUUCUGUUGCAAAAACAUGUAUGUAAAAGAGUAGAAUUUAAUGGAAUCUGCUGAUUUUGUUCUUAGAUAGUUUUGAUAAUUUUUUAGGUUUCUCAGGGAACAAAAAAUAAUAUUGUACUAAUAUCGGUUUAUGUAAUUGGGACAUCUUGUUUUUUAAAUGUUGGUUUUCUAGGUGAUAUAAGCUAUCUGAGACUGGGCUUGAUUAACCACAAUGCAUUUAUAUGGCUGUCCUUUCGGUUCGCAUAAGACUGGAUUUUGGAAUUGUUGUAGAGAGAGAGAAAGUUGCUGCUGGAUGCUUACUUGUAAACUAGAGCAGAUCAAGCUGUUUUUUUGAUUUGGAUGCUCGAUUUUCAAUACAAGAUUGGUGAUAGAUAAGUGGUUUUUCCAGUUUAGAUUGAUUUAGUGGGUUAGCUGCUACAUUCUUCGCAUCAUGCCAGUUGUCCAAAAACUGUAUGAUGCCUGCAAAGAGUCUUUCUCGGCUACCGGUCCCGUAUCAGAAGAAGCUCUUGAAAAAGUCCGUGCUAUUCUAGAUCAAAUGAAGCCUUCUAAUGUGGGUCUCGAACAGGAGGCACAGUUGGCUCGUCAAUGGAAAGGUUCCAUAAAUGGCACCAAUGGACGAAAAGGGCGCAAUGGGAGUCUUCAGUACCCACCUCCUAUCAAAUAUUUGCAUUUGCAUGAGUGUGACAGAUUCUCUAUAGGGAUCUUCUGUAUGCCACCUUCCUCCAUCAUACCACUCCAUAAUCAUCCUGGAAUGAUUGUGUUGAGCAAGCUUCUUUAUGGCUCGUUACUUGUAAAGUCAUAUGAUUGGCUUGAUCUACCUGGGUAUAAUGAUCCAUCACAAGCAAGACCUGCAAGACUCGUUAGAGAUUGUGAAAUGACCGCUCCUUGUGGUACAACAGUUUUAUAUCCAUCCAGUGGUGGCAACAUUCAUUGUUUCAAAGCCAUAACACCCUGUGCUCUGUUUGACGUUCUUUCACCACCUUAUUCCUCAGAAGAUGGACGGCACUGCUCUUAUUUCCGUCGAACCCUUAAGCGAGAACUGCCUGAAGGAACAAAAGAAUUGUGUGGCAUUGAACCCUCCGAAAUUGCUUGGUUAGAAGAAACUCAACCUCCAGAAAACGUUGUGGUACGGAGGGGUCUGUACAAAGGCCCUGCUAUUAGACAUUAAAAGGUUUUUCAUUUUUUUUUGGUCAGGAUGUACAAUACCAUUAAUCAGAUUAGAUGAACCAAUGGAGAACCAAGGAAUUGAUUGCUGAAAAAGUUAGUUGUCAACUAACAUGGACAGUAAUAAUCAGUUGUCGGCAAUAUCAAGGCAUUUUCUGUACAUAUUUUAUGUAUUGUACUGAUAAAUGGCAAAUGGAAACAAGAAGAGAAUGUGCUCCUUA
Molecule: messenger RNA, 1753 nt
Organism: Populus trichocarpa (black cottonwood)
Lineage: Eukaryota; Viridiplantae; Streptophyta; Magnoliopsida; Malpighiales; Salicaceae
Product: plant cysteine oxidase 4
Exons: 5
Coding region: 799-1536 (245 amino acids)
Molecular function (GO): oxidoreductase activity, acting on single donors with incorporation of molecular oxygen, incorporation of two atoms of oxygen
Source: RefSeq, a predicted model, not a curated record